Messenger RNA from Emiliania huxleyi CCMP1516, 636 nucleotides. RefSeq lists its product as hypothetical. Gene Ontology annotation, molecular function: protein binding. The coding region runs from base 1 to 636 and encodes 211 amino acids. The record is from RefSeq and is a predicted model, not a curated record. The transcript is spliced from 2 exons. NCBI's taxonomy places the organism in Eukaryota, Haptophyta, Isochrysidales, Noelaerhabdaceae.
AUGCACUGGCACACCAACCACAGGGGCGCGAUCGAGGCGAUCGUGGCGGCGCUGCAGGCUCACCCGCAGGUGGCGGAGGUGCAAGAGCAAGGCUGUGCGGCGCUGCGCAACGUGUGCUCUGGCGACGACGCCGCAGGGCUCGCACGCAAGCAGCGCGCAGCCGACGCGGGCGUGAUCGAGGCGGCGGUGGCGGCGCUGCAGGCUCACCCGCAAGCGGCGGGCAUGCACGAGCAUGGCUGCGCGGCGCUGACCAACGUGUGCUACGGCGACGACGCCGCGGGACUCGCACGCAAGCAGAGCGCAGCAGCCGCGGGCGCGAUCGAGGCGAUCGUGGCGGCGAUGCAGGCUCACCCGCAGGAGGCGGAGGUGCAAGAGCAAGGCUGUGAGGCGCUGCGCAACGUGUGCUCCGGCACCGACGCCGUAGGGGUCGCACGCAAACAGAGCGCAGCCGACGCGGGCGUGAUCGAGGCGGCGGUGGCGGCGCUGCAGGCUCACCCGCAGUUGGCGGGUUUGCAGGAGGAUCUGCAUCUGGCUGCUGGGCGUCGUGAACAGUGUAACAGCUAUCAGCUUGGGUGCGACGGUGUAUCAUUCACUUUAUGCCACCGUUGCAUAUCCGGAUAUGCAACGGUGGCAUAA